AUGAAAUCGGUUCUUGUGGCCCUCGCCACGGCUACUGCUGUCUCUGCCCACGGCUGGGUUGACAAUAUCACCAUUAGCGGGCAGUUCUACCAGGUACCUCUUCACUCCCUUGACCAUGAAAACUUGCCUUAUCAAGACCCAUACAUGGGAGAGUGGGCACCCAAGCGCAUCAGCCGCAAGAUCAUCACCAACGGACCCGUGGAGGAUGUCACCUCGAUUGACCUGCAAUGCGGAGGCUCCACCAUCGAAGGCCAAAUCGGAUCGGAACCUGCUCCUCUCCAUGCCAAAGCAGUGGCCGGCUCUGAGGUCUCGCUGCGUUGGACUCACUGGCCUGAUUCUCACAUGGGUCCGGUCUUAACUUACAUGGCCCGAUGCCCAGAUUCGGGAUGUGACAAGUUUCUUCCAGGUGACGAGCCGAUCUGGUUCAAGAUUCACCAUGAGGGCAGACAUACCUUUGACAAGACCUGGCCGGAUGAUAUUUGGGCCACGGUAAGUAUAGCCCAGCACCACAUAACUUCCAUUUUGUCAUUUCUAACACUUGAACAGACCCCUUUCAUGAAGUUUGACAACGAACCUUAUCGAUACACAAUUCCAGAGUGUCUGAAGCCGGGAUUUUAUCUCGUUCGCCACGAGAUUAUCGCCCUUCACUCCGCGUGGGCGGCGAAGGGAGCACAGUUCUACCCGUCUUGCCACCAAUUGGAGGUGUCCGGUUCGGGAUCGGUAGUCCCUUCCGCAUCAAAUGCCGAGCUAGUAGGAUUCCCUGGUGCCUAUGAUGCGGAGGACCCUUCCAUUCUGUUCCAAGUCUGGGCUCCUGGACCAUACAACAUUCCCGGCCCCGCCGUCUUCGAGUGUCCUGCGCAGUAA
Messenger RNA from Podospora anserina S mat+, 864 nucleotides. RefSeq lists its product as uncharacterized. The record is from RefSeq and is a predicted model, not a curated record. NCBI's taxonomy places the organism in Eukaryota, Fungi, Ascomycota, Sordariomycetes, Sordariales, Podosporaceae. The transcript has 4 exons. The coding region runs from base 1 to 864 and encodes 287 amino acids.